AGCUCUAAUUGAUGUUUUUUUUUUGUUUAAAACAAUUUUGCAAAAAAAUAAACGCAUUUCCGCCACCUACUACUUAACUGGCUGCCUGCAUGGCGGAGAAAGCUAUGACCAUGGAUGGCACAGUGUCGGAAGCCAAGUACCAGAAACUAGCCAGUGAAUACUCAAAGCUGCGAGCCCAGGCCACAGUGCUGAAAAAGGCCGUGCUGGAGGAACAGGGCAAGGAGGGCGGCCUAAGGGAACAACUGCAGCAGUAUGCCACAUCGCUGCGCCGCACCGAACAGGAGGUCGACUCGCUGGGCUUCCGCAACAAGCAGCUGGAGUCUCGGGUCUCGCAACUACAACAGGAAAUCUCAGUGCACGAGCAGCAGAGGAAGAAAAAGGACAAGGAUUCAGCUCCAAGGCGGGGCCUGCUGGGUGGCACCAGAGUGGAUGUGGGUGACGCCACCGCCUCUGGCGAGGCUGCAUCCCAUGAAGCAAAUGCCGCCCAAGAGGCCCUCAUAUUUGAAGAGCUGCAAAAGAAAAUCAUGGAAAAUGCACAGCUGACGUCAUUGAUUGAUGACAAGCAGCGAGACUUGUUGCUGCACACGGAGCGGAUAGCGACACUCGAACAGAAGCUGGAGAAGCGCAUUGGGGACCAAAACGAACUGGAGAAACGUUUGCGAAAAGAAGUCGAAACAUUGCAGCACAGAAACAGCGAGCUCGAGACCAAACUGGUGGAUGCUGCCAGCAUGCUUGGCAGCGAGGACGCUUUGAGUGCCACCGGCAGUGACAACACGCCGCUGCACAAUCUACAGCAAAACAACUCGAAUCAUGUUGUGCAGCUCACGGCGGAGGAUCGCAUUGCUGUGCUGGAAAAGGAAGCGGCCCAUUGGCGCGCCCAAUACGAGGUGGCCAAGCUGCACCAAAACUUAAACGCGAACCCCAGCAAGGAUCUCAGCAUAUGCAGCUGCAGCACUGCUGCGGCGGGCAUAACCGUCAAGCCAAGCGAACCGGAGGCCAGAGGGAGCCAACGGGCGCGUGAUUCCAUGCAGGAGCCGCCGGAACCGCCCACCAAGGAGCAACUCAUUUACAGCGUAUUCAGCAAAAAGUUCGAAGAUCUGCUGCGGCUAAAGGUACAGGCCGAGUCGAGGCUACGUUCCUUCGAGCUGGAGGUGCAGCAUUUACAAAACUGCCUGGAGAAUGCCACACAUGAACUGAGCGCCAAGGAUGAGCAGCUGGCCAGCCUGGGCGGCGCACUGCAAAUGAUGGAAGAGGAGCUGACGACGACGCGAAUCAAUUAUGAGGAGCAGAUCAGCGUUCUCACCGAGCAAGUGAUUAGUCUCAGCGACCAGCUGGCUGCCUGCAAAUGAACGGAGCCGUUGCGGGCUCCUCUUGUCCCGAUUUCAUGUAUAUUAUUGUAAAAACUAACCAGGCCCAGCCUGUCUGCGUUAUUAUGCAAUAUCCUUCUGCUCCUGCCCCUGCUCCCCCGCUACCCCACUCUUGUUUGUUGUCCAGCAUCGACGUGUAUAUAACUGAACAUAUAUAUGUGUAUCUAUUAAAUAAUUCACUAACGUUUAAC
Messenger RNA from Drosophila obscura, 1558 nucleotides. Its product is annotated as protein phosphatase 1 regulatory subunit 21. Lineage: Eukaryota; Metazoa; Arthropoda; Insecta; Diptera; Drosophilidae. The transcript is spliced from 5 exons. Bases 90 to 1349 code for a protein of 419 amino acids. Gene Ontology annotation, cellular component: early endosome; membrane. The record is from RefSeq and is a predicted model, not a curated record.